AUGGAAGCGACGAUUGGCGAAAACCAAGUCAAUCGAUGCAACGCCGCUUCCCAUGCAUUAUUUUUAGCUGCACAAAACUCUGUUUUGUACAGACCUUCUCUUGCAUAUCUUCUUCAGCACGUGAAAUCUUUCAUUGAAGCAAUUCAACCUUUAAAGAAGCAGGAACUAUCUCCUAUUCAAAACCGUGCUCUCGAGAGAUUUGUUACUCUUGUUGAUAAUCUCACCGAAAUCAUACCACAAGUCUCUAAACAAUGGAUGAAAUACAUGUUGAACGUUUCAUCUGUCCAGUUUCAUGAAAACAUUGAUCGAUUCCGUAAGAAUUUAGUUGAAAUAACUGCACACCUUGGUUUUGAUCCAGCGAAGAUCAUCAAUUUCGAACAAAUCCAAGAUUCAGUGAAUAAAGUUGCAGAUCUUAAUCAUUUCCAGCAACUUCUUCGUGAAGCACGCGACAAUACUAUUAACAUGACGAACGGUGUUGAUAUUCAGCAAUCGAUUGAAGCUCGACUUCGAUCUAUUCACAAACAUUUACCAUCACGCAACAAGCGUAAGAAAAUGCAGAACGUUGUUGACAGCUGUAAAAUUGACGAUAAUCCAGAGAACAUUGUUUCACGUUUAGAGACAGCUCUUAAAGAAUUCGAGUAUAUUGACAUUCCUACCGAAGAUAUAGCACUUGAUGAUGCACUUGGUACAGGUGGCUUUGGUACUGUAUACAGAAGUACACGUAUUUCUACCGGCGAGCUUCUUGCUAUCAAAGAAGUUCGAAAUGACCGAAUUACUAUGGGAACGUGGGCAUCCCUUUACUCCGAAAUUGCUACAAUGGCCAAACUUAAGAAUCGAUACAUUCUUGAGCUUGUUGGUACUCACAUUAAACAACCAUACAGAAUUAUUACACGUUUUUGCCCUGGAAAGUCACUUUUCGAGCGUCUUCAUCGUCCAUGUGUUCCUCUUACUCCAUUACACCUUACGCAAAUCGCAUACCAAAUGGCUGUUGGCAUUGCUUAUCUUCAUUCACUUGGAAUCGUCCAUCGCGACCUCAAAACGCUUAAUAUCAUUCUCGAUGAAGACGAAGCAGCCAUUAUUGCCGACUUUGGCCUUUGCGGUUUCGUUGAUAAUAACGAAGGAUUAGUUGGCGGCGUCGGAACACCACAUUACACUGCACCAGAAGUCCUUGCGCACAAGAGAUACGGAUUGAAAGUCGAUACAUACUCAUUCGGCAUCAUUUUAUGGGAAAUGGCGACAAAUCAGAUUCCUUAUCGCGACAAGACACAAGCAGAGAUCUAUUCCCAUGUCGUUACACAUGGCUGGCACCUCAAGAUCCCAUCCUCUGUUCCUGAUGGCCUCCGCCGACUCAUUCUUCGUUGUUGGUCGAUUGAUCCAAACGAUCGUCCAGAUUUUGACGAGAUUGUUGACAGUUUUUCAAGUGGUCGUGUGUUUUUCGAAGGCUGUCCUCCUAUUACAGGUCCAGAGAUGCUUGAAGCAAAGGGUAACCAUUAUCCUAUCAAUCCUAAAUAUCUUACAAGCAUUUUGAAGAAUCCAAAUUCACAACAUUUCGGAAGUGUUGUUGAUUUCUUGUCAAAGAAUGUUUCACCAACAGUUUUGAGUUCAAUUGAUGUCAAAGACAUUUUAUCUGUUUACACGCCGAACUCUCUAAAUCCAUCCAAGAUAUUAACUGUUGCAUCCGUUCUUUUGACGAAAGACAACUUCGAAGAGUUUUCAAAGAAUGUUGCAAUUCCUAUUCUUAAAUCUCUUCCUGACAAAGAUUAUUCAUCAGCCGUUUCAUUCAUGCUUUCCAUUCCUGAUGAACUGACAAGUUUAAUUGAACCAUUCCUUCCUCGCUGUGUCAGUUUGAUGUCUUCUUCAUCGUCAUACGGAUAUUUAGUUCUUAACUUGAUUUCACGUCUUGGUCAAGACAAAGUUACACAGUUUAAAUCACAGAUCAUCAAAUUCUUGUCUGCUGAAAACAUCCAGAAAGUUCCUGACCAACAAAGUGUUGACAGCAUUGUUCACAUUGUUCCUGGAAUUCUCGAUGAAUUCAAGAAGAAGAGUCGUUUCAUUUCAUUGCUUGAGAGCAAAUACAGCAUUCCUACGGAAUUCCGACAGUUAGUUGCAGCUAAAGUUUCUCCUAAGAAAGCAGCGAAUAUCUUAACAGCAUUCAUCCGUUCUACAUCAAUUCAAGAUUCAACGGACGUCAUCGUUGAAGUUUUGAAGAAAUGUACAAAUGCUGAUAUCGAGAAAGUUGCAACAGAUCCAUUGAUAUUCGAUCACAUCGAGAAAUUGAUCACUGAUCGCAUGAACAUUGAGAAUGCGUUGAUUGUUUUAUAUCGUUUGACAAUGGUUGAAAAUGUUCCUCUUAAAUUGUCAACGCAUCCAUUAAUUUCAGCUCUUUUGUCUCUUCCUUCACACACAGCUCGUCGUUUGCAGAUCUUCACUUCACUUUUCUUACAUCCUGAAUUUCUUAAAGAUCCUUCAAUAACUGAUGGUGUUAUCAAGCUUCUUGUUACAACGAUGAAUGACCAACAACUCAAUGGUCUUGCGCUUCGUCUUUUCGGCGCAUUAAGUUCUCAUCCUGAAGGUUGUAAAAUUAUCUCUGAAACAGGAAUCAUGUCUAUCUUUACACAGUUAUUCCUUAGUCCAAUGUGUACAGAUAUUCCUACAUGCAUGGUUAUUUUGUGCAACGUUGCAAGUCAAGGUGUUGAAAUUCCACAGAUUUCGUUGAUCAUCAGCUGUUUGUUGCAAGAUCUCAUUGGUUCAUCACGAAAAGCAGAGAGAAUCUUGAUCACACUUGCAAGAUUACUUGAGAAACUUCCAGCUGCUAUUCAACCACAUGAUUUGCAGUCAUUCAUACUUCCUAUGAUUUCUCCAAUACAGCGUCCAAACUUAGUUUACAGAGCAAUCAGAUUGUUUGCAUACGUCGAUGUUAAUUCCAUGAAAACAUUUUAUACUAUUUUGGUUAAGAACUUGUGCGAAGUUCUUGCAACAGAAGAGAUGCAGUAUCCAGAAAUCAUCGUCAGUUCUGUUGAACUUCUCAUGAACAUUGUUGUUCAAAACGACAUCAAAGAUAUGAUCAAAUCUGCUGAUAUCCAGAACUACUUGCAGUCAGCUGCUGAUCAAAUGUCUGAUUUUGGUGAUUUGUACAACAGAGCACAGAACUCUCUCUUCACUCUUUCUAGAUUACAAUGUGAUUAA
Messenger RNA from Trichomonas vaginalis G3, 3186 nucleotides. Its product is annotated as protein kinase protein. The transcript has a single exon. The record is from RefSeq and is a predicted model, not a curated record. Gene Ontology annotation, biological process: protein phosphorylation. Bases 1 to 3186 code for a protein of 1061 amino acids. NCBI's taxonomy places the organism in Eukaryota, Parabasalia, Trichomonadida, Trichomonadidae. Gene Ontology annotation, molecular function: protein kinase activity; ATP binding.